AUGCUUACAUGGAUCGCUAAUUUCCUGGAAGGCAGAAAAAUUAAGGUAAAGGUCAAUGGCCAUUUGUCAGAUACAGUAGAACCUGACAAUGGCACACCCAAGGGAAGUGUGAUUAGUCCACUGAUCUUUAAUCUCAUCAUGAACACUCUAAACAUGGCUAUAGAUGCACACAACAAACAGUCCCCUCCCGGUGACCGGACCGAACUUGCCCAAUUUGUAGAUGAUGGAGCCACAUGGGUAACAUCACCAAACCCACAUAGUGUAUUACUAAAAGGCCAAAAGGUCCUUGAGGUAAUAGAAAAAUGGAGUAAUGAAUGGGGAUUCACCAUUAACCCUAAUAAAACACUAAUGCUAAUGGUGUGCCGGCAACCAUAUCUUAAAGUCCUAGCAAAAUCGAAUAAAGUAACGCCGGAACUUAAAUUAUGUGGUAAAGCCCUUGAAAUAGCACCGACCGCCAAAUUCUUAGGAAUGUAUUUUGAUCAAUAUUUAACGUGGCACCAUCAUAUAAAUAAUCUAGUUAAUAGAUGUGAAAAAGAUAUUAACCUCUUGAGACUAAUAUCAGGAACAAACUGGGGAGCUAAUAAGAAAACUAAACUCAUGUUAUAUAACUCCUUAAUUAUGAGCAAAAUUAAUUAUGGUAGCACAGCAUAUGCGUCAGCCUGCAAAUCACAGUUAAAAAGGCUAGAUGUAAUACAAAGUAAGGCCCUAAGAGUAGUCACUGGAGCAUAUAAAACAACUAAUAAAAUGGCAGUAUUAGUAGAAACGGCCCAGCUACCAUUAGAUAUAACAAGAGAGGUCAAUAUGCUCAAAUAUUGGGCCAGAUCCAGCCGCCUAGGUGAAAAUCUGCCCAUAAAUAAUACAAUCAAAGCACUGAAAGAAUGCCCCAGUACCAUCGAAAGGGUUAGAAACGGUCACACUGGUAGGAAAGAGCUUAGAACCCAGCCGUACACUCGAGAGGUUAAUAGGUUACUAGAUAAAUACCAAUUAAGUGAAGUAAAUAUACAAGAGCCGGUGUUUUCAUAUAAUGCUGGGAUCAUGGUCACAACCCCCGACUUAAGCCUUAAAUGCUUCAUUAAUAAAACAGAAGAUACCACCCAGGCCAAACAUAUAACAGAAAUGCACAUAAUGAAGCAUUAUAGGUCACAUUACCAUAUAUAUACAGACGGUAGCAAAAAUCCCAGCGAAAAUAAAGCGGGCGCGGCCUUUGUUGUCUUUGAUCCCUAUAGCAAAGAAAUUUGCUCUUCGGCUCUCAAAUUAGACCCUAGGGUCUCCAUAUUCACGUGUGAGGCAACAGCCAUCCAACAUGCACUGAAAUGGAUACCCGAAAACAUGCCCAGAAACAUAGCUAUAUUUACAGAUAGUUUGUCUGUAUUACAAUCAAUAAAUACAGGCAGGUCACAAUCAAGAUCUGAUAUAAUAGUUGACAUUAUUCAUAAAAUCAGCCAUCUCAGUAAAAUAGGUAUACGUUUCCCUAAUAUGGGUCCCGAGUCAUGUAGGCAUUAUGGGAAACGAAAGGGUCGAUCAACUAGCAAAGCAAGGGUCCGAAAAUGGAGCCCCAAAACAGGUCAAAUUAGCAGUAUAUGA
This is a messenger RNA of Mercenaria mercenaria, 1584 nucleotides long. RefSeq lists its product as uncharacterized. Bases 1 to 1584 code for a protein of 527 amino acids. The transcript has a single exon. NCBI's taxonomy places the organism in Eukaryota, Metazoa, Mollusca, Bivalvia, Venerida, Veneridae. The record is from RefSeq and is a predicted model, not a curated record. Gene Ontology annotation, molecular function: RNA-DNA hybrid ribonuclease activity; nucleic acid binding.